Molecule: messenger RNA, 879 nt
Organism: Dictyostelium purpureum
Lineage: Eukaryota; Evosea; Eumycetozoa; Dictyosteliales; Dictyosteliaceae
Exons: 2
Source: RefSeq, a predicted model, not a curated record
AUGGAGAACGACUUUGAAAGAGAAUAUCCAUUUACAGGUGAUAAAAAUUAUGAUAGAUUGGUUAUUUCAUUUUAUAUAUUUAGAGGUGUAACUUGUUUUAUAUUUUUUAUGUUAAAUUUACCUCAAUGUUAUUAUGAAUAUAAUUUUUUAAAAAAAAAGAAAAAGAAAUUAUUUUCACCAAGAUUAUUUACAUUUAUAUCAAUUACAUUUUUCCCGCUCUGUUUGGCAUUAAAUAGUUUUAUUGGUAUAGGACUCAAAAAUACUAAUACAGGUUCAGUAAGUUGGUAUUUUGGAAUGAUUGGAACAAGUUUUUUAUGUACUGAAUGGAUUUAUAUUGGUUUAUAUUGGAUGUCUAUUUUAUAUACCUUCUUUAUAUCGGAUAAAAUUGCAUUUAACAAUAUUAAAAGAACUUUAAUCAUGGCCAAUAUUGUAUCGAUUAUAAGUUUCUUAUGGCCUUUUUCAUUAAUGAUCGUGCUGAAGGAGUUGGGCCCAAAGAAAACCAAAUCCAUUAGUUCAAAUGGUUUUAUUAUUAUGGUUUCUUUAAUAGGUACUUUUAUUUUAGUAAAUGGAUUUGUUUUAAUAAGAUUUUUAAAAAAGCAAGACUCCAAAUCAAACACAUUCAGAAAAUCUUUGGGAAGAACAAAGAAAUUGGCAAUUAUUUUACUUGUUAUAGUUUCUGGCCUAAUUAUAAGAAAUAUAGUGGUUGCAGGUUUAAAAAUACCUGAAAAUUCAAAUAACAACUAUAUUUUCAUUUUUAUAACAUACCUCUUAGAAAUACCUCAAAUUCUUCUGGUCAUGUCUGCUUUGGCCAAUGCUUCCGAUGAUAACAAUAGCUGUUGGAAAAAAUAUUUAACUUUUAGAAAAGUUGUUAGAGAAACC